Messenger RNA from Culex quinquefasciatus (southern house mosquito), 7060 nucleotides. RefSeq lists its product as uncharacterized. Lineage: Eukaryota; Metazoa; Arthropoda; Insecta; Diptera; Culicidae. The transcript has 4 exons. The record is from RefSeq and is a predicted model, not a curated record. Bases 5820 to 6800 code for a protein of 326 amino acids.
GUACCCCUCGUCUGAGUGCCUAGUCAAAUGACAGCACAAAUACAUUCAACGCACAUGAUGUAACAUACCUUAAAUAAACCGAGCUUGCGCUCGAGUCGGUCUCUUUCAACGCUGAAACUCUAACUGAUAACAGCUCGUCUUUUCCUGCUCCGCAAAUCACAACUUUAACGUCUUUCCCCGGUUAUAUUAAGUGGCGACGGGGAUAAAGGUGUAAUUUUUUUACUACUUACGGUGGUUGGAAAAGCGCUUGGGCGUUUUGAAAAUUUAAGCGACCAUUUUGUGGCUCGUUCUGUGGGGAGCGUUCGUUGAAGUUAGCGGAAAUAUCCGGCGGAUUUGUGGUUCUGAGAGUGAGGUGAAGAAUCAGCAGCACGCGGCAAGCAUUCGGCAUCGACGGAACAAAUCGGGCGGCUAUCGUGCGGUGAAUUGCCGUGGGGAUUUUUUUUUCUCUGGUUUCGGUGGCGUUUGGUGCUGAAAUUUGUGCGCUAUUUUGUGGUGAAUCGGACGGCUAUUGUGAGCAGCAAGCAACUCCGUGGUUUGGCGGCAUUCCAGAGCGCAACGCUGACGGUGGAUUCGGUGUGCUAAUCGGGCGGAACCGGCAGGAGGAGAACAAAAGAGGGCGGUAAGGCGGUCGCUGGUGGAAAUUUUUGGAUCAAGUUCAAGGUCGGGACGCCAUUUUGGACGCCGGCUGGUCGAAGACGCGGUGCGCGUUGGUCUUCUUUUGUUCGUUGGGUGCUGCAUCACAAGUGGGCCGAAUAGCCAAGGUGGAGUUUCUGCUAAUUCAUUAGUGCAAACUUCAGUUCCGCGGACCGGAGAACUCCUGUGCUGGUGCGCGAGUCGCUGAACGAGUUUUGCAGCGAAGGUUGAGUUAUUUUCGCUGGCAAAGGCCGGGAAGGAGAUCGGUGAGUGAAAAGCUAUUUUAAAGUGAUCCCUGGAUUUGCAGUAAUAUUUGUGUUUUUCUUUUUAUUAUUUUUUUCUUUGGGAAAUUUGAAAUUUGAUUUUUUUUGCCUGAUUUUUGAUAUCAAGACAUGGGUUCGAACGGGUUAGCUACCUCUAUUGAGAUGUUUAGAAAGGGUACGUCAUUUACGGACUGGUCCGAUCGAUUGGCCUAUACCUUUCACGCAAAUCAAGUUGCGGCUGAUCGCCAAAAAUCGCAUUUCAUGACGAUUUGCGGACCGUUUCUUUUUUCUCAAUUAAAGCUGCACUACAGCAAAGAUGAGCUGGAUAAAGCCACUUAUGCUGAUAUUGUGUUAAAAUUGAAACAAAAAUUGGACAAAACGGAGCCGGACUUAGUACAACGCUUUCGUUUUAGUCAGCGAAACCAGCAACCUGAUGAAUCCAAUGAGGAUUUCGUGCAGGCGGUCAAGAUGCAGGCGGAAUUCUGUGGUUUUGGGGCGUUUAAGGACGUGGCCAUUAUGGACAGGGUCCUGGCGGGUCUUCUUGACGGGAAUCUCAAAGAGAAUUUGCUGAAGGAGGAAGGUUUGACUUUGGACAAGAUGGACAAGUUCAUCACAACAUGGAACAUAGCAAAACAAAACGUUAAAGCGUUAAACAAUCAACCUGGAGGAUCUCAAUUGGGACAGUACAGUUACUUUACACCAGAACAGAUUCAUUACAUUCAAAAGACAACAACACAAAGACAAGGGUCUUCACGGUACGGAAAUUACAGACAAAAUGAUGGGUUGCAAGGGCAAAAUUUUCCAGAAAGGCGAAACAAUUCCAGAUUUCAGCCUUAUAAAAACUACAAUUCUGAUUCUCAAGUUUACACUAACCGAAGGUUCAAUAACCAAACACAACAACAAAGGUAUUUUGACAAAAGCUAUGAUAGGAGAUAUCCUCAGACUAGAAUUUCGUGUGAUUUUUGUGGGAAAAUGGGUCAUUCUAAGCAAAAUUGCUUCAAACUUGAUUACUUUAACAGACAAUUUGUGAAUUUCAUGGGUGAGAGUACUGCAGAUGAUUAUUCCUGCAAUGAAGGUGGUGAAAUUGAGUACGCAAAUGCGGAAAUGUUCAACCAAAUAGAAAACUUUCAAGAUAAUAACGACCAAUGCAUGAAAAUUUUUACUGUUUUGAACACAACAUAUGUUAAGCUGGAUGAAACACAAAUAGAGGACCAAAUGGUUGAUUUUGAAGUUGAUGAUAGUUGCUUGUUGAAUGACAGCAAAUUUUCUAUACCAAUUGAUGAUGAUAGUUAUGCUGACUUUGAAUUGAAAAGUUUGUUUACCCCGAAUUGGGAGGAUGAUUCGAUUUUGGAUUUGAACGAUUUGUUUGAUAAAACUUGUUAUAAUAUUGAUGAAAAUUGUGAUAAGGCCCUGAAUUGGGAUGAUAAUUUGUUUUGUGGUUUUGGAUUUUUACAUGAUGAGAACAUGGAAGGUGGUGAACAAGGUGGUGAAUGCGAGAAUGUAGGUUUUAAUGAACUUUUAGCAGAUGUCAGCGUGAGUUUUGAAGGUGCCCCAAAUUGGGAAGAAAAUGUUGUGUGUGGUUUGAAUAAUUUAUUUUUGUAUGAAGAUGUUUUGGAUAUAAAACAAGAUGUGAUGUUGGAAAAUAACGAGGGUUCGAUUGAACAUAAUUUUGAUAUCAAAAGGAAUAUUUCAAGCAAUGCGUUAGCAGCAAAUUUAUAUUAUACCUCAAAUUGGGAAGACAGUGACAAUUUUGAUUUGGAAUGUUUAUUUACCACUAAUGUUAACUCAAAUCAAGCAAAUCUUGAUAACUGUGAAAGUUCGGACAAAAAGCUGCUGAUUGGCAAUGAUGGUUGUGGAAUUGAGUGUUGUAUUGAUGAUGUUCAGAAUUUGAUUUUAACCCCAAUUUGGGGAAUGUUUCAAGAAAGUUCGGAAAGUGUUUGUUUUGAAAAAGUAUUAUUUGACGAAGUUUCUGAGAUGUCAGGGCGAAAGGGUAGUAGUUUGAGUUUAAAGCUAUGUAAAUCUAAUUUGAAAAACGAGUAUGAUAUGCAAAACAUUGAAUUGAUGAUAAUAUUUUUGAUUAUGAUUGCUAUAAUUGUUUGCCAAAAUGGGUUUAAAGCUAUACAAAAUUCGUUGUUUCUGUACGAACUGAUGACUGAAAUUUUGACGAGCAUUGCAAAUUUGCAAUUUAUUUUGAUUUUGAGUAAAGGAUGUGCUAAAAAGUUAGACAAUCGCUUUGUUGACGAUUUUUGUGGUCGGCAUGAUCAAAAAUUUGUGGACGAUUGCUGGUUGUUAAAUGACAAAGUUGGCAAACCGCUAUAUUUACAAAGCGGGAAGUUGAAAUGUUUACAAGUCAUCUAUGCCAAAUCAUUAAAUCUGUUUUUGGAAAGUCAUAUUUGGUACACAAUUGAGAAACAACAAGUGUUGGACAGGAAUCUUAUUAAAAGCAUCAAACCAAAGCUGUUGGUUUGUUUGCUUGAAUGUAAUUGUUUGCUGGACAGUUUGGCAAUAGUCAUUGUGUUAUUAAUAUUUUUGAGAUUAGUUUUCUCAAUUUGUUUGCUAAGAAACCUUAUUCGCGGGCUGACGAAAGUGACGAAUGGAGAAUUCCAUAAUAUUAGUUUGUUGGUCAUUUGUUCAAUUCAGUUUAUUAAUUUUAUUCAAGACGAUGAUUGUCUGUCAUGGAAAUUUAGUUUAAUUUCAAAUAGUUGUGUGUGCAAUGGUACAUUGAAUGAAAAGCAAAUUAUAAACAAGUUAAACUAUAGCAUACCUAAAACUAAAACUUUUCAAGAGAAGUGUUUGACAGAUGAUCAGAUAGUAGAUGUGGAAACUCAAUGGUUUCAAUGGAAACUUUUUGAAAGGGUGGUGAAUGAGGUAGUCUCUUUAACUUGGGACAUACUUAGCAUAUAUUUUCAUAAAAUAGAUCAAAAUAUCUUGAUUCCAUGCAUUGUUUGCAUUAGUUCUCAAUCGAAAAUCCACAAUAGUGAUGAACUACUUGUUGUUUCAAGGUCUAUUGGCUUUGUUCAUAGGCUGAUAUGCUGGAUUUCUGUCCUGAGUUUUAGAGUUGUUUUUACAGUUUUCAUUAUAAAUGUCCUAAAACAAUUUUAUUUGUAUUUUAAACAGAUACUCGUACAACACGGUUCCCAGUGGAGCGAGGACAAGAAAACGCGAUGGCGCCUAGUAGCACGAAUCGUCGUGUUGUGGACUCGAAGGAGAUGUGCUGUUCGUGGUGACUGGCAAUCAAAGAAGUUGCUGGUGGAGUGCAGCAAACGAAAUGACCUUCUACUGAAGACGAAAUGCGAAACAACAUGGAGAUUUCGAACGAGGACACGGGUGGUGCUGGAUGCGGCAGAAACCGUCCGUUUAGGGAUGUCUCUGAACGGAAAGGAACAAAACGUAAAAAACGUAAAAGGAAUACUUCUAACAGUGAAAUUAUCUGCGGUGAAGACUUUUUUACAAUUCCUGAACACUAAUUUCUUUCGAAUUAGAACAAAACGUUGAAUUAGAUUUUUGUUUGAUACUUAACUUUGCUUUAUAUAAAUUACAUUGUUAUCAUUUCAUUAAUGAGUUCGUUAACUUUAGUUUUAAGUAAAGGGGGAGGACUGUUGAGUACCCCUCGUCUGAGUGCCUAGUCAAAUGACAGCACAAAUACAUUCAACGCACAUGAUGUAACAUACCUUAAAUAAACCGAGCUUGCGCUCGAGUCGGUCUCUUUCAACGCUGAAACUCUAACUGAUAACAGCUCGUCUUUUCCUGCUCCGCAAAUCACAACUUUAACGUCUUUCCCCGGUUAUAUUAGCUUGUAAAGCACCAGAUUUGAUAAACCCGGUCAGCCACUUUCGCACCGAAUCCGAUGACUCAAACUGCCUGGCUUUGCAGGAGCUAAUAUGGAGGCACUUUCUCACUGGGUUGUCAGAUCUUCAAUGUUUUGGACGCGUUGGAAAGCUCUUUUGAAUACCCAUCCUACGAUAUGAGAGAUCUGAACGACGUUUCCAUCAAAAUGUCUGAGAUCCGGCCUCCAAAAAGCGCAUAAAUAACACUUAAGUAUUUAUAACUGUUGUGGCUGGGAACACAGACGGUUGAAACCAACACAACCGCAGUCAACCUGAAGGCUCCAAGCUGUCAGCUGGCCUGACAGCAGCUGCGACGUCAGCAGUAACAACUCAAAAAGUCAAACGCCCAGUUGUCGAAGAUCAUUCUUGCAUUGUAUUUCGUAGAAUAAAGACCUAUUUUAAUCCGUGUUACAUUAAUUGGUGUCUUCUCAUUUGGCCACGGGCCGCACGAUAUGAAGAGCUUUUGUGAAUACAAAAUUGGCGACGAGAAGUGGUUGUAGUGUCGAUAUCUCCACUACAAGAUUCCCACGCGCGGAGGAGGAGCAAAAUGCAAUUUGCACCAGUCAACCCGCCGUUGAUUGGGUGCAUCCACGAUGGCGUCGUGAUUCCCGUCAGGCAGCGGCCGGUGGACGGCCAUUUUCCCGUCGGCCCGGAACUCCACGACCAGCAGCCAUCGCGCAACGGCCAGCAGCACCGAUCAACUGGCCCCGUACAUGGUGUCCCCGCACUUCCCGGUGAUCAACAACCGAUCGCGAUGUUCCACGGAUUGGCAUCCAUCGGCCCGGGUCCGGCUCAAGCGGCAUCGUACGGCAACGUCCAUCCGGGAGGCCCCUGUCAUCACGCCCCAAGUCCCGGACAACCCAUGCUCUCCCUCGACCAGAUGAUGCUCCGCUGUUCGUCGAUGAUGGACCUCCUGGUCCAGCAGCAGCAGCAUCUCCAGCAAGCUCUAUCAACAAUGGCGGCCGCGCCAUUUUCCUCGCUCCGUUCUAUGUGCGAGGUCCCGCAGCUGCAUUAAAGUGAGAUUACCGUGGCCGCGCAUUGCAGCUUAGUGCCCUGCCAACCGGCCCGCUGAACAACUCCUCAGAGCAGUAUCAAGAUGUGCCCCGUGUCGUCCGUACCAUCCGAGAACGAUCGAUCGCAUCUGAGGGCACAUACCAUCGACACAUCCACCUCGCUAGCAAGUCCGGCUCAACCAACGCGAGACCUUGAAGCUGCCGAGCACACUCCGCAGCCAGCAGGUGGACAUCUCAGUGACGUCGUAGGCGACGAUCACGAUCGCCGGAAGCUCGUCCAGGACCCCAAGCAACUCCCUCAAGUGGACAGUUCCGGUCAGCGGCUCCUGCCCAAGCCAGCGAACCCAAACAACCACCUGAUCACCGAAGAUCCUCCGUCGACAACCGCGCAGAAUGAAGUUACUGCCGACGUCAUCGACCAGCAUCGGGAACUGCCCUUCAUCUGCUCGACAUUGUAUGCCGCCCCAAAGGAUCUCGGUCGGCACAAGCAGAUAAACAUCAUCCCGAUGGACUACACGAGUUGGCAAUUUUUAUCAUCACCGAGCAAGGUCGUAGCCAGCGCGCAUGGCUCCCUUCAGCUGCACAUCGGCACCAGAGGACUGCGGCCGAAAGAAGGUAACCCCGUAUCGUUCUUAGAACAAGUUCCACCGUGGCCGCCUCCAUUGUGCACUUCCAGCUCUCCCAAGCACGCCUCCAACAUUUUCCGAGGAGGAAGAAACAACAAGAUGUCGAUUUUGGUUGCCGUAACUAAUCCUGCCACCUGCCACACGUGUCCAACGCAAAAUUUCCACAAAUUGCACGUGCAGGUGACGAUUGGCAGAUUCGGUCGAUCAGCUGUGUGUACUUUUCAACUGCUGUCUGUACACAAUGAUCGUCACAACGUGAUGGUGUGCAACUCAAAGUCGCGAGCAAAACAACUCGCUGUGUCGUCCAACCACAGCGUGCCCCACAACCAGAUCAUGAACCAGGAAUUGAUCUGCAUCACCGUCCUCGUCCUCGACCUUGACGUCCACCUGUAUGUCACCGUCGAUGGCCAAACUACGCUCGAUGGUCGUCGAAAAUAACCGCUUUUCCUGAUGAAUAGUGUUGUUCCAGUUCGACUCGGACCAUCGAUCUUCAGAGGGGGAGAUGUUGUGGCUGGGAACACAGACGGUUGAAACCAACACAACCGCAGUCAACCUGAAGGCUCCAAGCUGUCAGCUGGCCUGACAGCAGCUGCGACGUCAGCAGUAACAACUCAAAAAGUCAAACGCCCAGUUGUCGAAGAUCAUUCUUGCAUUGUAUUUCGUAGAAUAAAGACCUAUUUUAAUCCGUGUUACAUUAA